AUGUUGAGAGCUAAUAUUAGCAGACUUGGGAGACGUGUGAGUUUAUGGAGGAGCAUCCCAUGCAAAGGAUUCCACUCCCAGGGGUCCCAAUUGGCAGUUAAGCCAUAUAUGAUGCCAGCUAUGUCACCUACAAUGGAGAUGGGUGGUAUUGUUGAUUGGAAAGUGAAAGCAGGACAAGAAUAUGCAGCAGGGGAUGUCUUACUUGAGAUCGAGACCGACAAAGCACAGAUCGAUGUUGAAGCUUUAGAUGAUGGUAAACUCGUAAAGAUCCUGAAACAAAAUGGUGAAAAGGACAUUGCAGUCGGUACCAGUAUCGCUAUCAUUGCUGAUGUUGAUGAUGAUGUGAGUGCGGUUGAUAUAGAUUCUCUAGUAGCGGGUACUAAAAAGAAGACAAUAUCAAAGAAAGAGGAGCCAGCCAUAACGAAGGAAACAAAAGUCGCUAGUACUGUAAAUGGUACAACUCAAUAUGUGGCCAAUAAAGAGCAGACAUUACUUCCUUCAGUAAGUAUGUUGUUGACUGAAAAUGGUAUUUCCAAGGAAGAUGCGUUAAAGAGUAUCCCAGCAACAGGGUUGCAUGGAACUCUUUUAAAGGGUGAUAUUCUAUCUCAUAUUGGAAAGAUUCCUAAAGAUUCAUCUGUUGCAAUUGAGGAAUAUAUUAAUAAGUCAAGGCAUUUAGAUUUAACCGGUAUUGAGAAGAAAAUUUUGACUGCUGCACAAACGAAUGAUACUAAUACUACUACUGUUGCAGAAAAGAAACCUCAGACUGUAAAGAAACCUACACAUGUGCCAGAUGUUGUUUUAAAACAAGAUAUCAUGAUGGAAGUACCAUCAGAUGUUAGUUAUGACCACUUGUAUAGUUCAGUGAAAAUUUUCUUACAAGAAGCCUAUCAAUACGCUCAUCUUGGGGAUCUUGUAGGGAACCAAUCUGAACAUUAUGAUCCUAUCUUUGAAGAGUUGAUUACUGUGGAGCCUCGUGCCAGUAGAUUCGGAUACAAGUUUAGUUUAGUGUCAAUGGAUAACGGUAAUCGCAAGAUGACCUCUCAAACAAACGAUAUAUUUGAUAUUCUUACCAGCACUAAAAAGCAAAAUAUUUCAUCUAUGGAGGAAAUAAAUGGUGAUCAGUCUAUAAAUUAUUUGUUAAAUUUAGAUGUGACAGUGAAUGGUAACUUUUCUGAUUCCAAGACAAAAGCUAAUACAUUCUUAGCAUAUGUAAGAGACCUACAGGAUGUUCAAGGUUAA
Molecule: messenger RNA, 1239 nt
Organism: Maudiozyma barnettii
Lineage: Eukaryota; Fungi; Ascomycota; Saccharomycetes; Saccharomycetales; Saccharomycetaceae
Gene: PDX1
Product: Pdx1p
Exons: 1
Coding region: 1-1239 (412 amino acids)
Biological process (GO): pyruvate decarboxylation to acetyl-CoA
Cellular component (GO): pyruvate dehydrogenase complex
Molecular function (GO): dihydrolipoyllysine-residue acetyltransferase activity
Source: RefSeq, a predicted model, not a curated record